UGCUACGUUCAAUUAUGUAUGCGGGGUUUGUAUUUGGUCCUGAUGAAGAAAACAACUUUAGGCCAGGAGACGGAAUUUAGCUAUCCGGAAACGAUAUGUAUGUAUCAGUAAAUGGGAUCUAGGCUAAGAGCAUGGCUUCGGCGGAUUUCCAGAGAAAAGUGGAACAAGCUUCGGAGCUAAUCCGACCGCAUGUUCGCCAUACGCCGACAGAAUUCUCCCACUGGCUUAGCAAGCUUGGGAACGCUCAGGUCUAUAUCAAGUGGGACAGUGAGCAGUUAACAGGCUCAGCUAAAGCAAGGGGAGCUUUUCAUAAACUGCUUGCUCUGAAACAAAGAGACCCAGCACUGAUCAAGAAUGGAGCAAUAGCAGCGUCCACUGGCAAUCAUGGAUUGGCUUGUUCCAAGGCAAUGAGUAUCCUUGGUAUCAAAGGAGUAGUCUACGUCCCAGACAUGGUUGACCCACAAAAGAAGAAAAUGAUUGAAGAGAAUGGUUCCAUGGUGAAGAUAGUUGGACAUACCUGUGCCGAGGCAGAACAUGAGGCAAGGGUGGAGUCUGAGGACAAAGAAAUCCCCUAUGUAUCUCCUUCAAAUGACUGGGAUGUCAUGGAGGGACAAGGAACUCUAGGGUUGGAGUUGUAUCAGGAUCUUCCCUCUGUUGAUGUGGUGUUCGUGGCUGUUGGGGGAGGAGGUCUGAUUGGAGGCAUCGCUUCAUACCUCAAAGCUGUUAAGCCUUCAAUACAGGUUGUGGGCUGUGAAACAGAGAUGUCGCCUGUCAUGUCUAAGUCUGUCCAGGCAGGGAAAAUCCUGGAAAUGCCAUCUGGUGAUACGUUAUCUGAUGGUACUUCAGGAGGUGCUGAACAGGGAUCAGUAGCAUUCCCUGUUUGUCAAGAAGUUGUGGAUGAUUGGGUUGUAGUCACUGAGGAAGAAAUUGCCAAAGCAGUUUAUGAAGUCAUGGACAAGCACCACAAGAUAGUAGAAGGGUCUGCUGGGGUGUCAUUUGCCUCGUACAUCAAGACUAGACAGAGAUGGGAGGGGAAGACUGUUGCUAUUGUAGCAUGCGGAAGCAAUAUCAGUAUGAAAAACCUCAAGAUGAUAAUUCAGAAGUUUGGCUGAAGGAGAUGCUGGACUUACAGGUGCCUCCAAUGGAAAUCUUUCUACUCGACACCCUGAAACAAAUGUUUUUUAUUAUUCAAUCUGUAAC
Molecule: messenger RNA, 1200 nt
Organism: Nematostella vectensis (starlet sea anemone)
Lineage: Eukaryota; Metazoa; Cnidaria; Anthozoa; Actiniaria; Edwardsiidae
Product: L-threonine ammonia-lyase
Exons: 10
Coding region: 132-1112 (326 amino acids)
Biological process (GO): L-serine catabolic process; L-threonine catabolic process
Molecular function (GO): L-serine ammonia-lyase activity; threonine deaminase activity
Source: RefSeq, a predicted model, not a curated record